CCUUUUUCAAGGUUGCUGCAUGCCAUGCAGUCGAAGUGCAUUGCCAGCACUGCGCACUCUCCCUUGCAGAAGCAGGUUUGAAAUCAUGAGCGUCACCGCCGGCCUCGACUACCUGGAAGAUGGCUUCAGCGCGUCGUCGGUGACAAUGCUGCGCCUACGCCAGAUCCUCUUCGAAAACGGCAUCGUCCUUCCAUCCACGGCACGCAAGGCUGACCUGGUCGACGCAUUCGGCGUACACAUCGUCCCACAGCGCGAGAAACUUCGCAGGCGCAAGCUAAAAGAUGGCAGCGCUAAAGCCGAUGGGACAGGCAUACAGGACAUGCGGGACGGCGCCGAUGGCGUGCACACCAUCGCUGCUUCGCCUGCUGCGUACUCCAAAAGGCGGCAAACAGUGAACGAGGGCGGCAGUGAAAGCGAAAGUGGCACAACAGAGAGCAGGAUUAGCAUGGACAGGCCUAGGGGAAGGAAGGGUUCGCGCGUCGCCAGUGCGGCCAAAGACAUUGAUCACCCAGCCUCUUCGCCUUCGAGAAAGUCCCCAACACGAUCUCGGUCGUCAUCGCCCCGCAAGCGAGAGAAGCCGAACGAACCGAAGUCGAUUUUAAGCAACAUCAGUGAUCGAGAAGACUCUGGAAGCGACAAGAAGAAAAUGAAGAGCCAGAGCGUCAAGCGGCGGACCAGCGUCACUUUUAAUCCGGAUAUCAAAUAUCAUGAUGAUGACGGCGACAUUAGCAACUUUUCCACCGCGAAUCCCUUCCAGAGCGGCAGUCCAGCGCCAGGGUCGGGAACGAUGCCUCGAAAGUCUGCUCCCGCGCGCGUGCGUGCGGGUGGGACACCCGCGCAUUCGCCACGUGCUGCAGCUCCUGGUAUUGAAACGAGCUCGUCUUCGUCGUCUGCUUCUGCGGUCAAGGCACUGCCAGUUCUGCGCAACUUUAUGGAUCCCCUCAUCGCGGCGAGCACCCCGCCGCGCGCUGUCGGCCAGGUCGUACGUCGCAUUGUGUCGGCCGGCAGCGCUGUGGCGGGGAGCGUCACUGGGCGGGUGAGCCCGGCGGAAGCAAGCGAAGAAGAGACAGGCGAGGAAGAUGACGAGGGUGGAGAUGAAUAUCAGGACGAAGAGGACGAUGCAGCUGGCGGUGGCGCAGAAGACUCGAUGGCGACAACUGUGGACUCGAGCUUCGACGUCAAUACCGAUCCUAGUCCAUCCAUCCACGCACUCCGCGAGAAGCGCAAGCGACAGGGCGGAAGGUCAAGCUUGUCGCAUGAGACCACCAACCUCUGGAAAGGUGACUCACCCAUGAAUAGCAAGAGCCGGAGAGGCGGCCAUAGUGUCUUUAGCCACGCGGGUAAAAACACACGCGGAGCAGCAGCAGCAAGAGCUGAGGAACGAUGGGCAAGAUUGCAGCGCCUCGGCCUCUGCUUCAUUGCGUUGUACAGCCUCUUCGUCUUUUACGUCGCAACGCUCGAGACGCGUACCAUUGGCUUCUGCGAUACAGGAAGCAAUACCAACAGCGCACUGGCUUCACAGCAGGCGUUGCGCCAGGCAGCCCAAGCAGCUGCACAUGGCACAGGGGGUGGCCUCAACCAGGAAGGAGAUGACCAGCUUCUCAACGUUACGCUCUCUUCCUUUGUACCAGAUCGCUGGCUCCCACAGACGUGUACCCCAUGUCCGGCCCACGCUGAUUGCCGAGACGGAGCGUUUGUGCGCUGCAGCACCUCCGACUUUCUCCUCUCCGCAUCGCUCACCAGCAAGGUACCCGUGUUACGCUCGUUCGCGCCGUUAAGCUGGCUCGCGCCUACUUGCAUGCCGGACACGCACAAGCUCGUCCUAGCGCUGGAGCUCGGUUCAGAGCUGGAGCGCGUCCUCGCUGAUUGGCACGGCCAAGUCCUGUGCGGGUAUCAGUCGCCACAUGAAGCCAUCGCGGAUGGAAAGCUGUCCGCCGCCAAGGACCGCGAAGAGGCGGGUGCGCUGCCGGCCGUCCUGCUGAAGGCUGAUCUGCACGCGCGCAUGGACCGCGACAUGGUGGAUGAUGAGUACUUUGAGCAGCUGUGGACCAUGGCGCUGGGCGAGUACGAGAAGAGCAGCGAGGUGAAGCGCUUGCGGCCCACCUUCAACAGUACGGCAAGGGGAGCUGUCGGAGCGGUGCUGGGCGAGGAGUCCAGCGUCUCCGUGCUGGUCGACAAUGAUGAGCAGGAUCUGCUGUACGCACCGCGCGCCAUCAUGUCGCUCAGCUGCUCUGUGAGUCUGCGCGUGCAUUCCUUCCUGCGGCGCUUUCGCCUGUUCGGCCUGCUGCUUGUUGCGCUGCUCGGCCUGUUGGACUGGACGCGGCGGCACUGGGCUCAGCGCGCGAGCGAGUCGAAGCGAAUCGCUGAGCUGGUGCAGAUCGCGCUCGAGCACCUGCAGGAGCAGGAGUACAACCAUGCGGUACAUCCGGUGCUGCACCCGGAGCCAUUCUUGGCGACGGCGCAGCUGCGCGACCACGUGCUCGCUAGCGAGCACUCGACCAAGGCGCGCAAACGCCUCUGGGCCAAGGUCAGCAGGGUCGUCGAGGAGAACGCCAACGUCCGCACGCGUCAGGCACAGCGGCGUGGCGAGUGGGCGCGGGUAUGGGAGUGGAUCGGAGGUGGCGCCGGCACUUGUGCCCAGAGGAGCGGCGCGGCGAGCCCGGUACCGAUACCAAGCGUAGCAGCAUCAGCGGCAGCGGUGCCGGAGAUGGCAGAAAAGAAGAGUGGAUGAAUUCGGCAUGGAAGGAGAGCGCAGAAGGGAUUGGGGGGAGAGGGUGCUGGGCAGCCCGCGAGCACGACCCCCCCCUGGGCUGGCUCGGCUUUUGCCAGAAUGCUCGUCUUAUUCUGCUACGUCUGUAUUGUACCUAUCACACAAGCGACAAUGAUACCC
Messenger RNA from Tilletiaria anomala UBC 951, 2890 nucleotides. RefSeq lists its product as uncharacterized. Gene Ontology annotation, cellular component: nuclear inner membrane. Gene Ontology annotation, molecular function: chromatin binding. The transcript is spliced from 2 exons. Lineage: Eukaryota; Fungi; Basidiomycota; Exobasidiomycetes; Georgefischeriales; Tilletiariaceae. The coding region runs from base 86 to 2731 and encodes 881 amino acids. The record is from RefSeq and is a predicted model, not a curated record.